AUGUCUAACAAUUAUAAUACCAAGUCAAUUUAUACUGUUGCUUUAAAUGAGCUCCUAAAUGUGAAUGUCAAUAGCGAGAGUUUAAAAGUAUUUUUAGAAAAUAUUGUCAAUGUGAUUAACAAUUAGUCUAAGUAGUUACAAUCAUUUUAGCAAUAGCUUGAAGGUAAAGCAGAUAAAGAAGAGGUUGAAAAAGGAUUCAAGUCAGUUUCAGAUAGCAUUAACAUUUAUGAUAAUGAGUUGUUAAAAACAAUCAAUAACGUCUUAGAAAAACCAAAGUAAGAAAAUACAGGCAAUAAAGUUGAAGAUGGAGCUAAUAAAGUUUGUAACAAAAUAGUUAUGCUAGGACACGCAUGCACUAUUCUAUAUAGAGCUAACAAGGGAUGGGAUAAAAAGUUAGAUGAGAUUGCAUUAGAAAUACCUAAAAAGCUUGAAAGAGAUGAAAUGAAAAUAAAAGUUAAAAAAACUAAAACAAAACUUGUUAACGAGUUAGAAGAAAUUAAAAGGAAACUUAACAAGUAAAUGGAUGAAUUGAGUAAGAAAACAGUUACUUAAAUAAACAAGUUUGAGAUUGAAGUGAAAGAUGUUGAAAAGAAAACUUUGUGGAAAAUAUAAGAUUGUGAAUAAUUAUUGAGUAAAAGAAUAACAGGAGAGUUUGUAGAUAACUCUAUAAAAUGCCUUGAAGAUAAAAUUAGAAGAGAAAUGCUUAAAAUGAAGGAAGAAAAUUUUGGAGGGAUAAACAGUGCUAUUGAAGAUCUAGAAGAUAAAUUUAAGGUAUUUGAAGAAAAUAAUACUGAUAAAAUAAAAAAUGUAAAGCAGUAGCUUAAGGAUGUUGAAGAUAGCUUUGCUAAUAAGUUUGCCUUAAAUGAAAAAUAUGAAGCAAAUAAAAAAAUUGUUUAAGAUAAAAUUUCAGAAAUUGAAACCAGGCUAAUUACUUUAGAUAGAAAAGGUGAUGCUAAUCAAGUUCUUGAAUAAUCAAGAGAACUUGUAAGAUAACUAGAGGCUAAACUCUAUGAUUAAGAAAGAUAAUUGAAUGAAUUAGCUGACUAAGUUUCAUUGUUAGGUAGUAGAGCUAUUAGCAGUGACAAAAAAUAAAAAAGUGGAAAUGGAGAAGAUGAUUGUAUUGAUCCUCAUAAAUUGUGUUUAUUAGAAGCUAAUUUAAAGAGACUUAGAGACGAAUUCAAUGAAUAAAAAAGAAAUUAUUCAACUUUAGAAUAAGAUAUAAGAAGAAAGUUUGACACAUUUGAACAUAAAGUGCUAGGAAAUUUUGCAUUGUUAAAGAAGUAAAACUAAAGCGAGUUCAAUAGAGAUGAAAUUAUUGGACUUAUUGAAAGAGGAAAGGUAAUUGCUGAGGAAAAAGUUAAAUAAUUAGCUAGAGAAUUUGAGGAUAUAAAACCAAAAAUAAACGGGAUUUCUGAAUUAGAGAAGAAAAUAAAAAAGAAAUUUAGAGAUAUGUCAGAAAAUAGUGAAUUAUCAUAAAAAAUAGCAGAAAAGGCUGAUAUAAUUGAAGUUAAUAGAUAAAAUAACUUCUUAGAAGAGAAAGUUAGAUAGUUAACAGAUACGAUUUAGUCUUUCAAGAGAGAGUUUGAAUAAAUUGAAGAUUUUUAUAUGCAACUUAAUACCAUGAUAAAAUCUAAUUAAUAAGAAGCUAUAAGUGUAAUAACUGGUAAUACAAAAGUUAUUCCUAAUAGGUGUGUUGCUUGUGGUACCAAAGGAAAGUAAGUACACAACAUGUCAGAUAUGAAAGGGUAUGAUGGAAAAAUCUACAAAGCAGAUUUUAGUGGAGCUAGUGCUUAUGAUAAUUAAGAAGUAUUUGAUAUUUACCCUUCUUAAAUAAGCCCAGAAAGAGUUAGUGGAUUUAAUUAUUCAUCUAAGUAGUAACUUAUAUCAUUUAAAGAAAGACCAACAUCAUCAAAAGGUAAUGAAAGAUUAUAAAAUUCAUCUGGUAAAAAAUGA
Molecule: messenger RNA, 1953 nt
Organism: Tetrahymena thermophila SB210
Lineage: Eukaryota; Ciliophora; Oligohymenophorea; Hymenostomatida; Tetrahymenidae
Product: Scp-like extracellular protein, putative
Exons: 15
Source: RefSeq, a predicted model, not a curated record